CUCCCUGUACCUCAGCAAUAGGCGAUUGUGCCAAUCAGCUGACCAUCCUCUCCCAGACUUCCCAGGAGCUUAUUUCUCUUACAGGCCAAUGUUAGCAUUUCAAUCCAGUCAGAUCCUCAAGUAGGCGGUAAAGACUCUUUCGCUAGGUGGCUGUCUCCCCUUUUCUGGGCCUGGGCUCAGCCUGUAGGUGUUAAAAUUUCUGCUCAUUGGUCAGUUACUAGGUGCCUUCCCCACUCCCAUUCAUUUGCUAUCUAAUCUAGAAACUUGCAUGGACCUUGUUGGUAGUGUCUGAGCACCUCAUUGGUCGAUUUAUCCUCUCCACGCCCCUGUGAGAUAGGUCUGGAUUAUUAUUAUUUUACACAUGCCGGGGAGUUGAGGUUUAAGGAGAUGAAUAGACUUGUCCAAGAUCACACAGGAAGCCACCCAAAAGUAGGGAGUAGUGAAUGGACAAAGGCACAUGUGCCGCUGGCUUUGAAAUCUUCACCAUGGGUAUUCCCAGGAGUAGAACCCAGAUCUCCUCAGUUCCUGUCCAGUGCCUUCCCCUGAAACCAUUCUUCUUCCCCUAGGACUUGCGUAGUCCUGUUUUUCAGUAGGUCGUCUCCGUCUCUGCGGAGGCUAUAAAAGGAUGAAGAUCUUGCAGGGGGCAGAGCCAGGCACGCAGCCUCCUCUGAAACACGCGAGUAACUCCACUCAUCAGAUGGCAGAUGCCCCUACCUUUCUCCGUCACCUCUCUUAAGUGUCUGUGUCUGUGUGUGAGCGAGUCUGAUGGGAGUUAACAGAAAUCCCUGUUGGGUUGAGUUCUCCUGGACUGCACCGGGCUGUGCUGGUGCUGGGGUGAACUGUUCUCUGCAUUUAAACCUGCAAAUGGGGAGCUACUUCUUAAACUAGCUGGGGAGGGAUUUCUUCCUCUGCCAUGGAUAAAAGGUUUUGGGGUAACCCUUAGGUCUCCUAGCUCGUGGCUGAGUUGCUGCAGAGCUGGAACACCUCGGCAAUUCCCACUAACUGGGGUUCUUGGGCCUGUUUUCAAACUGAGCCACAAGCGAAAUUUCUCCGCCCUUCGAAUGACAUUCGUUCCCCCUUUGUGGGUGCAUUGAAGCUCCAUGCCUAGCAGAGGUUGUCGGCGGAACGCAUGCAGCAGCCGCAAGGGCGUUGGGACUCUGGGGAGCAUGUGCUGAGGCUAAUGGUCUGAGUCUUACCAAGCAGGCCAGCUUUAGGGAGCCAGCUAACAGAUCAAUGUGUUUUACAGUGCUUUGAGCAUGUGCAGGCUAAGUGCUAAGUAUUAUCCAAUCCCAAAUCCUGUGUCCAGAGCUGUUGUGCCUCAAAUCUUGGGGCAGGGGGCUUACGAGGGAAGGGAAUGCGGAGGCGAGGCCGGUGGACUCAUGCCUCCUGUCGAGGGCAGCAAGGUGAGUGUUGUCGUCGGGGGGCAGGGGGCUUACGAGGGAAGGGAAUGCAAAGGCGAGCCCGGUGGAUUCAUGCCCCCUGUCGAGGGCAGCAAGGUGAGUGUUGUCGUCGGGGGGCAGGGGGCUUACGAGGGAAGGGAAUGCAGAGGCGAGCCCGGUGGACUCAUGCCCCCUGUCGAGAGCAGCAAGGUGAGUGUUAUCAUCUGGGCAGGAAGAUGGCAGGGGAGCACCUUGGGGCCUAUUGGAGGUGUAGUCAAGUAGGUGGCGCUGCUGCUCCUCCAUUAUAAUUGCAGGUUUCUGAGGACUGUUGGAGCGAGAGAGUCAGUUUCCUGCAACCGGAUCCUCCUUGCUGACAGAGCAGGUUCUGUCAUCUGCGCCUCUAGCCAUGGACCUACGAGCAGAGCUUUUAAAAUCCAUCUGGUACGCCUUCACCGCCCUAGAUGUGGAGAAAAGUGGCAAAGUGUCCAAAUCCCAGCUGAAAGUGCUCUCUCAUAACCUGUACACGGUGCUUCAUAUCCCCCAUGACCCAGUGGCGCUGGAGGAGCAUUUCCGGGAUGACGACGACGGACCGGUAUCGAGCCAGGGCUACAUGCCUUACCUCAACAAAUACAUCCUGGAUAAGGUGGAGGAAGGGGCUUUUGUCAAGGAGGAUUUUGAUGAGCUCUGCUGGACAUUGACAGCAAAGAAGAACUACAAGCCUGACCGGAAUGGGAACAGUGUCGUGUCCCAUAAGGAUGCCUUCAAGCUCUGGUGUCUCUUUAACUUCCUCUCUGAAGACAAAUACCCUCUUGUCAUGGUCCCAGAUGAGGUGGAGUACCUGCUGAAGAAGGUCUGCACCUCCAUGAACGUGGAGCUGAACUGCUGCGAGCUGGACGACUACCUCUCGCAGGAUCCCCAGCACCAGAACGGCAUGACGGUCUGGCAGUUCCUGGACCUGGUGAACUCGGGGAAACUCCUGCGGGGGUUUGAGCGGGAGGCUGUCAGCAUGGCCAUUGAAGAGGUGUACCAGGAGGUCAUUGAGGACAUGCUUAAACAGGGUUACCUCUGGAAGAAGGGCCAGCUGAGGCGGAACUGGUCCGAGCGAUGGUUCACACUAAAGCCCAGCGCCCUCUCCUACUACAUGAGUGAGGAGCGGAAGGAGAAGAAAGGCAGCAUUGCCUUGGAUAAACACUGCUGCGUGGAGGUCCUGCCUGACCGGGAAGGGAAAAGGUGCAUGUUCUGCGUGAAAACCUCUUCCCGCACGUAUGAGAUGAGUGCCUCGGACACCAAGCAGCGGCAGGAGUGGACGCUAGCCAUUCAGACGGCGAUCCGGUUGCAAGCAGAGGGGAAGAAGUCCCUGCACAAGGACCUGAAGCAGAAGCGCCGGGAGCAGCGGGAGCAGCGGGAGAGGCGGAAGGCCGCCAAGGAGGAGGAGAUGCAGCGCCUCAAGCAGCUGCAGGAGGAGAAGGAGCGGAAGCUGCAGGAGCUGGAGCUGCUCAAGGAGGCCCAGCGGCAGGCGGAGCUGCUGCUGCAGGAGGAAGAGCAGCGGCGCCGGCUGCAGCACGAGGAGAUGCAGAGGACCUUGGAGAUCCAGCUAAAGGAGGCUGAGCAGGCUCGCGCCUCCAUGCAGGCUGAGAUGGUGCUGAAGGAGGUGGAGGCCGAGCGGCAGCGGAAACGGAUCGUGGAGCUGGAGGAGAUGCAGGAGCGGCUCCAGGAGGCCCUGCACCAGGAGGUGAAGGCACGGCAGGACGAGGAGUCUGUGAGAUACGCCCAGGCCAGGUUGCUGGCUGAGGAGGAGGAGAAGCUGAAAGAGCUGAUGAAGCUGAAGGAGGAGCAGGAGGAGUACAUCAUCCAGACCCAGCGGGAGAAGCAGGUCCUGAAGCAGGAGAUGGAAAACAAGAGCAAAUAUUUGGAAGAUGCCCAAAAGCAGCUGGAAGCAGUGAGAGAGAACAGGCAGAGGGUAGACCAGGAUGUCAUGGCGGCCCAGAGGAAGCUCCGACAGGCCAGCACCAAUGUCAAGCACUGGAACGUCCAGAUGAAUCGACUGAUGCACCCCAUUGGGCCAGGAGAGAAGCGUUCGACAACGUGUGGAGGAUUCCCCAGCAUCCCACCCGUGCUCCUCACCAGGAGGGAGUCAUCCCUCAAGCUCAGGCAGAGAUUAGAAGAUAAGAAUUAUGAUCUUGAGAGGGAAGACAGCAAGAACGUGAACAACGGAGAGACCAGGAGGCUGUCGCUAUCUCCUGACAUGGACACCAUGGCCACAGAACCCUCCAACUAGCCUCAGGAGCAUGGCAGAACUGUGGGCACCUCGGGGUGUUCAGACUAGCAAGAGUAGUCAAUGCGGUGAUCUCUGUAGGGAGAUGAGCUGUAUGUAGACACAUGCCAGAGAGACGUACAGAUUCUAUAGAAGACAUAUAUAAUGCAUCUAGGGAAGCGGUGCUUCCAGUUUAUGCAACUAAAGUUUGGUUGCAAAAUGCGAGGAGCCCCAGAGCCACACCUGACUUGUGGGGAUAUUGCAGCUUCUACCAUCUGUGUUGCACAGGUGCAGCCCUUGGCGAUUACAACUCCAAGCAUGCUGUGCUCUGUUUUGACCUGAGCAGCCUGCUGCCUUCCAUAGUAAAACCGAGGGUGGCUGUGGAUUGCCUUGUAGAAUCCUGCAGACUGUUUGGCCCAUGGACCCUGCUCUGGCCCCCCAUGUUAGGAUUUCCCAGCUAAUUGCUAUUGCAACCACAGCCAUCUAGCACUCCGAGAUGUAAAGUGCAUGGUUCAUGUAAAGAUGACAUUCAAAAGAGACUUCAAAAAUUGAGCUGUGCCUUAUUUUGCUUAUUUUAUAAAGACCGCCAAGAAGAUGUUUGGGAUUUUUUGUCUUAAAUAUUGGCAUUGUCAAAUCUUCCCUAUUUUCCCAGGAGGACCCAUGGGUAUUGUCUGCCUUCACAUCUUUAUAGAGGGGAUAGGGAGGGGCUCUUUAACAAAGAUGUGCUUUCUCUAAGGUCUUCAUUAGACACUGGAGUCAAAUAGAUGUUAACAAAAAGGAACCAGAAAUAAAGCUUUUUAAAACAA
Messenger RNA from Dermochelys coriacea (leatherback sea turtle), 4439 nucleotides. It is a transcript of the gene DEF6, whose product is annotated as DEF6 guanine nucleotide exchange factor. Lineage: Eukaryota; Metazoa; Chordata; Testudines; Dermochelyidae. The record is from RefSeq and is a predicted model, not a curated record. The transcript is spliced from 11 exons. Gene Ontology annotation, cellular component: nucleus; cytoplasm. The coding region runs from base 1786 to 3657 and encodes 623 amino acids.